AUGGUCGGCAAGUAUGAUGGUCUUAAUGAUGAUCCUACAUGUUAUUCCUUACCUUGGGAUCAAAUUGGUUAUUGGGCAGUCAAAAUUGUAACAGGCGUACCCGAAGCUAUUCCUGUAAUAGGAUCGUCUUUGGUAGAGUUAUUACGCGGAAGUUCCAGUUAUGACAACGCAUUCAUUUCCUAUGCAUUGAUUGAUUCGAUUUCUGAUACUAUUGGAGUGAACAAAGUAGAUCUAAAGAACAACGCGAGUUAG
Sphenostylis stenocarpa is the source of this 252-nucleotide messenger RNA. NCBI's taxonomy places the organism in Eukaryota, Viridiplantae, Streptophyta, Magnoliopsida, Fabales, Fabaceae. The record is from the annotation of a GenBank genome assembly.